UCCACAUGGCCACAAAACAUAAAAAUCACAAGGGACAAAUGAAAGGACAAGAAUUACAAUGUCAGACUUUGUAGUUUAAAUCUCUUUUCAUUUCCUGAUCUUAGAUCUAGUCUGACUGUACUCUGAAGAUCCUCUGUCAAAAAGAUCCAAAACCCUUCUCUUAUCCAUUGCUCCCUUUCAUCAUUCAAAUCUUAGACCAACUCUGCCAUAUUAAGUCCAUACGUGCUUUUACAGCUAAGUUUGUUCCACAAGAAUACGGCACACCUCGAAGGUCCAAGUGCAUUCAACUCAGGUUCAAGGUACAAAGUACCAACACGCCUACGUAUUCUCUGAACUUGCAUGAAAGCUUUACUUGGUUUCUCAUCCCAAGCUUCAGUAAAUUAGAUCAUGUGAAGCAUAAGCAGGAAAAAGAAAAAAAUUGAUCUUGUUUCAAUUACUGGAAACUUGAUCUUUUAUUACUUUAACGGGCUUCCAAAAAAAAACUAUGGUUAGAUCCUGCUGGAAACCAAGUGGAGAAGGUGAUGAUGAGCUGCUAUGGUACAAGGAUUUGGGGAACCAUCUUUAUGGGGAAUUCUCAAUGGCUGUAAUUCAAGCCAAUAGUUCAUUGGAGGAUUGUAGCCAACUCGAAUCUGGACCCUUGAGUUCUGAUUACUUGGGUCCUCAAGGGACCUUUGUUGGUGUAUAUGAUGGUCAUGGUGGAACUGCAGCCUCGCAGUUUGUCAGUGACAAUCUUUUCUGCAAUUUCAAGAGUUUUGCUGCUGAACAUCAAGGUAUUUCAGAACAUGUUAUCAGAAGGGCCUUUUCAACAACAGAAGAGGGUUUUCUCUCUCUUGUUAAGAAACAGUGGCUAAGCAAGCCACAGAUUGCAUACACGGGUUCAUGUUGUUUGGCGGGGAUAAUUUGCAAUGGCAUGCUAUAUAUUGCAAACGCUGGAGACUCAAGGGCAGUGUUAGGAAGAAUAGAGAGGGCAACAAGGGAAACAUUAGCUAUUCAAUUAUCUACAGAACACAACGUUAACAUAAAAACAGAGAGAGAUGAACUUCUUUCAAAGCACCCUCAUGAUUCACAAAUCGUGGUUAUGAAGCAUAGAGUUUGGCGUGUGAAAGGCCUCAUACAGGUUUCAAGAUCCAUAGGUGAUGCAUAUCUGAAGAAAGCAGAAUUUAACAGGGAGCCUUUACCAUAUAAGUUUAGACUACAUGAACCCUUCUCCAAGCCAAUUCUAAGUUAUGAACCAUCAAUAUCAAUGCAUAAACUCCAUCCCGACGAUCAAUUUAUCAUCUUUGCUUCUGAUGGUUUAUGGGAGCAUCUUAGCAACCAAGAGGCUGUUAAUAUAGUCAGCAAUAACCCACGCAAUGGAAUUGCUAGGCGGCUUGUGAAAGCUGCACUUCGAGAAGCAGCUAAGAAGAGAGAAAUGAGAUUCUCAGACCUCCAAAAGAUUGAACAAGGGGUUAGGAGACACUUCCAUGAUGAUAUUACAGUAAUUGUUGUAUUUCUAAAUCCCAAACUGAUUGAUAAUAGUUCUCUCUGGGGUUCUCCUCUUUCAAUCAGAGGAGGUGGACCUGCCAAUUCUUAGUGCAAAGAAUUCUGUACUUCCAUUAAAACCCGUUUUCAGAAUUCUUGUAUAAAGCAGACAUCACACUUCAACAACAGCAGCAUGCUUUCCAAGCCCCUAAAGCAGUUUGUGGUUGUAGUUGGAGCUUGAAGAUUCUCAUGGAAAAAAUUACUCUUUGGAAACCUAUUAUCAAGGGAGAUAUAAAAAAAAGGCACCAGCUCCCACCACCACAAAAUCUAAAAAGGUCAUUAGCAGUAUGACAUUUAUGGUGACAGCUGAAUAUGAAAAUAGAAACAAUUUACAUAUUGAGAUUAAAAUGAAGCAAUUAUCACUAUAACCAAGUAAGUUCUAAAUGUCCCAUAAACCCCCUUCCGAGUUGUGUUCACUUUAUGAUCCGGUUAAAGAUAUCAUAUAUUUAUUAUAAAUUUUGCUUAUGUUUCCUACGCCAACGAAUACUCAGCCUCAGGUCAUAUCUCAUUAGCUCAAGCUCUGUAAUUUGAAUAUUAAUUUGUCUGCGUCAAUUUUGUAUUACUGAGAUCUUUUUAUGUAUUUUUUUUAAUAUAUUCACAGAUUCAUUAAUUAUCCCACUAGUCCGAUUCAAACGCUACAACUUAUUAUAAGGGACGACUCUCCCAAAAUCAUUUUUACUAUAAGACCCAUGAUAUAAAAUGACUCCCAAGAUUAUUUUUUCCAUUCUCAAAGUUCGAACUCAAAACCUUGGUUAAAGG
Molecule: messenger RNA, 2280 nt
Organism: Gastrolobium bilobum
Lineage: Eukaryota; Viridiplantae; Streptophyta; Magnoliopsida; Fabales; Fabaceae
Product: probable protein phosphatase 2C 38
Exons: 5
Coding region: 485-1573 (362 amino acids)
Biological process (GO): protein dephosphorylation
Molecular function (GO): protein serine/threonine phosphatase activity; cation binding
Source: RefSeq, a predicted model, not a curated record